Aspergillus novofumigatus IBT 16806 is the source of this 678-nucleotide messenger RNA. RefSeq names its product GNAT family N-acetyltransferase. NCBI's taxonomy places the organism in Eukaryota, Fungi, Ascomycota, Eurotiomycetes, Eurotiales, Aspergillaceae. The transcript has 3 exons. The record is from RefSeq and is a predicted model, not a curated record. Gene Ontology annotation, molecular function: acyltransferase activity, transferring groups other than amino-acyl groups. Bases 1 to 678 code for a protein of 225 amino acids.
AUGCCUUUCGCCCUACGAGAAGCGUACUCAGAAGAUGCUAGUGCAAUGGCACAGGUCAUGGUAGCCGCUUACCAAGACCAUCCGAUAUGGAAACGGAUGAUGCACUGUGUACCGGUCCCCGAGCAGAUUGACUUUGUGGAGGAGACACUCCAGGAACGUUUCGAAUCAAGUGGUACUUUUUCAUACACCGUCAUUGAAGAUGCGUAUUCGCGGGUUGUUGCGUGGGCUGGACUGAAGUACCCGAGCCAAGACUGUAUCCUGGACAAAGAACGAAAGGCAGAGACUACCCUUCCGAACGGUGUUGACGAAACGGCGGCGAAGGACUUUUUCGAGGCGUUGUCGCCUCCACUCGAAAAGUACGGGUAUAAUCCAAAAGAGCAUGGCGAAUGGCGAGGCUUGGUAGUUCACCCGGCUUAUCAACGACGUGGACUGGGAGGCCAAUUGGCUGCUCACCGCAAUGAUAUCGCUAAGCGUGCGGGUUUCGAUGUGUAUGGUGUUGCAAGGGCAACCUCGCGAGGUCUAUUUAUACACCAUGGGGCAGUUGUUCUCGGCACUUAUAGUGUCGACAUGCAAAAGUAUAAUGGAAGCUGUCCGGCUCAUGGCCAGGUUUAUGUUAUGCGACAGGGGCCUAAUGUUGAGAAUUGUCAGGAAACAGCAAUAGCAAAGGGCGAGGACUGA